AUGGCAGCCGAUGGAGCGUCCUCCAUAAGCGUCACCGUACGAGUACGGCCCUUCACAAUCCGCGAAGCAGCCCAGCUCCAGAAAUGCGACGAUCAGACACUGUUUCUCGGGGACGGGUCUCUGGCGGGGACGCCAGCGCCGAAGCUCCACCAAAAGGGCAUUCGACCCGUUAUCAAAGUCAUUGAUGAGAAGUGCUUAGUAUUCGAUCCUCCCGAGGAUAACCCCGUUCAGAGAUUUUCGCGAUCAGUAGUCCCCCAGGGCAAGCGCACGAAGGAUCAGACGUUCGCGUUUGACCGCGUCUUCGAUGAGAAUACCACGCAGACGGAUGUGUAUGAAGCUACGACCAAAGGCCUGCUCGACAGUGUUCUGGAGGGGUACAAUGCUACAGUGUUUGCAUAUGGCGCGACGGGGUGCGGCAAGACUCAUACAAUCACGGGAACGGCACAAGCUCCCGGUAUCAUCUUUCUUACCAUGCAGGAAUUGUUCGAGCGGAUCAAUGACAUGCAAGAAGAGAAAGUGACGGAGGUCACGCUGUCUUACCUGGAGAUCUACAAUGAGACAAUCCGCGACCUCUUGGUCGAGGGUGGGAGCAAGCAGCCGCUUAUGCUGCGCGAGGAUGCAAACCAAGCCGUAUCAGUGGCGGGCCUGUCCAGCCACCGCCCGCAGAAUGUCGCAGAAGUCAUGGACAUGAUUAUCCGUGGCAACGAAUACCGUACCAUGUCUCCUACAGAGGCCAACGCAACUUCGUCGCGAUCACACGCCGUCCUCCAGAUCAACGUCGCAUCUCGGGAUCGGAAUGCCUCUGUUAACGAGCCGCAUACAAUGGCCACGCUAAGUAUCAUCGAUUUGGCCGGUAGCGAGCGAGCCAGUGCCACGAAGAAUCGCGGAGAGCGCUUGAUCGAAGGUGCCAAUAUCAACAAGUCACUGCUCGCGCUCGGCAGCUGUAUCAACGCAUUGUGCGACCCGAGGAAGCGGAAUCACGUCCCGUACCGGAACUCGAAGCUCACGCGUCUUCUGAAGUUCUCUUUAGGAGGGAACUGUAAGACCGUGAUGAUAGUUUGCGUCAGCCCGUCGAGCGCACACUAUGAUGAGACCCAGAAUACCUUGCGCUAUGCCAAUCGUGCGAAGAACAUACAGACCAAGGUCACGAAAAAUGUCUUCAACGUGAAUCGACAUGUGAAGGACUACCUUAAGAAGAUCGACGAGCAGAGGCAGUUGAUUGACGAGCUGAUGAAGAAGCAGAAGGACUUUGAGGGAAGCGCAUUCGCGAAGUUCCAGAAGCAGAGCGACAAGAGGGAGGGUAUUCUGCGGGACGCCAUUCAGAGGUUGCGGUCGGCUUACAACGAGUCCGCGAACGAGCGCAACGACAGGAUGCGAAUAAUGAAGACGUUGAGGCAGGCAGAGAAGCGGAUUUCCCUCAUUUCGUCUUGGAUCGCUGCGUUCGACAAUAUUGUUGAGAUGCGCGAGGGUGAAGAGAUUCCGGAAGUUCUGCAAAAGAUGAGGCAGGAAGCCGUUGGUGUGUCGGCCGAACUGGAACAGACGCGCCAGCAUUGUCAUAGGAAGAUAGAGAAGACCUACUGGACCACCAAGUUGGACACCGCGCUCAAGAUCGGAUUGGGCCAGCUAAAAGACAUAGAAAGCUCGGAAGAUGGCCAUGACGCAGGUAAUCUUCGGAGGGAGUACGAGCUCUUGAAGUCAUUGGCGGACCAGCAAGCGUACCAUGAGCUACUGGAGCAAGAGAAGGGCGGAGACGCGGCUAUAGUCCAAGUUCUUUUGCAGGCGCAUUUCGAGACAGUGACCAUUCUUAGCCAGAUCACAAUGAUGGACGAGCAGGAAGCGGUUCAGGUGGCACGGAAGAUCCUCACGAAACUUAUCAACUCCUGCAACAGUGCGACUGCGCAGGCCAUUCGCCCGGAUGGCAGCCUUCCAGUCACGGAAUUCUUCCCACCAACGCACAAAGGCACGCCGAAACGGAGGAAGCCCGUUCAUAUUGCAGAUCCUUCCCCGGUGCGACCACUGGCCUUCGCAGCCCCUUUACCAGGUGCCGUUGACGCAGCCCUCCCAAGGGAUUCCCCAGUGAAGGCCUCCCCGCGUCGUCGAAAGAUGGGUGGAGUAAGGAAAGGCGUCAAUGUCCAAUUUACGCCAAAGAAGAAGACUCCAUCCAAAGCCAAGCGCGGAGUGAGGUGGCGAGACGAAAAUGAGAAUGGCAUUCUGGCAGAGUUCAAGACUCCAGAACAGGUGGUUUCCACGCCAACGGCUUCUUCCGUAGAACUUCCGCCGGUACCACAGUCGAUCGCCGUUCCCGCGACGGAGCCGCAUAACAACUCUUCACCGAUUCCAACGCCUCCGAAAACGUCGAUGGACCUGAAGCCACGAUCGAGCCGCUUCCAAGCUGGUUUCCUGCUGAAAAAAGCAGAUGGGUCACCGAACCCGCCUGUGAUGCACACGUUCUCCUCAGAUUCCGAGCGCUCUCCGCUCUCCCCUUUGCGGGAGGUGGAGACCAACAUGCUCCGCCCCUCAGCAUUGAGUCGUAUUGAGAACGCCGACGCCCAAUCAUCUAGCUCCGAAGAUGAGAGGAUGUCGGUGGACUCCAACGACGCUCGCAAAAUCGGCUCCAUCAUGAAACGGCGCUCGUCCGCGAACCAAGCGAACAUUGCAGCCAUCAACCGCGCCCACCGUCGUCGCAGUCCAACGGCAACGAGCUCCCCGCCCAACGAGAACGCAAUGUUCUCUGCCAGCGCGGCACGCCGUAUGGUCAAGAGCGAGCGCGACGGGGAGUGGAAGAACAGCGUUCUGAGCCCCAGGUCCGCGCCAAUUCUGAAGGGGGCGGCGAGGAGGACGACGAUGACAGGGGCUGGGGGAGAUGGGUCGGUUCUCAAGAGGGAGCCCGUUCGGGUGGCUAGUGGUGGCUCGAGAGGGAGCCUUAUGGGGAACGCGAAGAGCGUGUGGCGGUGA
Molecule: messenger RNA, 2955 nt
Organism: Westerdykella ornata
Lineage: Eukaryota; Fungi; Ascomycota; Dothideomycetes; Pleosporales; Sporormiaceae
Product: kinesin-domain-containing protein
Exons: 4
Coding region: 1-2955 (984 amino acids)
Biological process (GO): microtubule-based movement
Molecular function (GO): ATP binding; microtubule motor activity; microtubule binding
Source: RefSeq, a predicted model, not a curated record